Molecule: messenger RNA, 1560 nt
Organism: Danaus chrysippus (African queen)
Lineage: Eukaryota; Metazoa; Arthropoda; Insecta; Lepidoptera; Nymphalidae
Source: the annotation of a GenBank genome assembly
AUGUCGAUGAAGAUGGUGAUAAACCGCGCCGCUGCCAGUCGGGUGUUAUCCGGCGUGGUGAAAAGACUGCCGGGGGAAACUUUAUUGAAGGACACGACAACUAACACAAGAACGAUGGCGUCUAAGGCUGUGACUCUCGAGAACUUGAACCCAAAUAUUAUCAAAUUAGAAUAUGCCGUGAGAGGACCUUUGGUAAUACGAGCUGGAGAAAUCGAAAAGGAGUUAGAAAAGGGAGCGUCCAAACCCUUCCAGAAGGUCAUCAGGGCCAACAUCGGCGAUGCUCACGCCAUGGGCCAGCGACCCAUCACCUUCAUCAGACAGGUGUUGUCAUGUAUAGCGAAUACGGAGCUAUUGGAAAAAGGCGACUUCCCCGAGGACGUGAAGGAAAGAGCGAGAGAGAUCCUCUGUGGCUGCGGAGGCGGCUCCGUGGGGGCGUACUCAGCGUCGCAGGGUAUCGAGCACAUCAGACGACACGUGGCGGAGUACAUCGAAAAGAGAGACGGCCACCCGGCCCGCUGGCAGGACAUCUGCCUCUCGGCCGGCGCCUCCACCGCCAUCAAGAACUGUCUGCAGCUGCUCUGCAACGACAUCGACGGCAAGAAGAGCGGCGUGAUGAUCCCCAUCCCGCAGUACCCUCUGUACUCUGCGUCGCUGGCGGAGUACGGGCUGGCGCAGGUCGGCUACUACCUGGACGAGGACUGUGGCUGGGGACUCAGCAUCGACGAGCUCGAGAGGAGCCUCACAGACGCGCAGAAGAACUGUAACUGUAACGUGCGGGCGCUGGUCGUCAUCAACCCCGGGAACCCCACGGGGCAGGUGUUGACUCGAGAGAACAUCGAGCAGGUGAUCAAGUUCGCUCACAAACACAGUCUGUUCAUCUUCGCGGACGAGGUGUACCAGGACAACGUGUACGCCGAGGGCAGCGCCUUCCACUCCUUCAAGAAGGUGUUGAUGGAGCUGGGCGCGGAGUACAGUUCUCAGGAGCUGGCGUCGUUCAUGACCAUCAGUAAGGGCUACAUGGGUGAGUGCGGUCUGCGCGGCGGCUGGGUGGAGCUGGUGCACAUGUUGCCCGAGGUGCAGGCCCAGCUGUACAAGUGUAUGUCGGCCAUGUUGUGUCCCUCCGUGCUGGGGCAGGCGGUCGUCGACUGCGUGGCCAAGCCGCCCGCGCCCGGCGAGCCCUCCUACGAGCUCUGGAUCAAGGAGAAGACCGACAUACUCACCUCGCUCAAGGACCGCGCGAAGCUCAUCGCAGACACAUUCAACACCUUCGAGGGCUUCAAGUGUAACUUGGUGCAGGGAGCGAUGUACGCCUUCCCCAGGAUCACGCUGCCUCCGAAGGCGAUCCAGGCGGCCAAGGACAAGAACAUGGCGCCCGACGUGUUCUACGCCUUCAGACUGCUGGAGGAGACAGGCGUGUGUAUAGUCCCCGGGAGCGGGUUCGGUCAGAAGCCAGGCACGUAUCACUUCCGCACCACCAUCCUGCCGCAGCCCGACCUCCUCAACACCAUGCUACAGAACUUCAGGAACUUCCACCAGAAGUUCACUCAGGAGUACGCCUAG